This is a messenger RNA of Pleurotus ostreatus (oyster mushroom), 1116 nucleotides long. RefSeq lists its product as uncharacterized. The transcript is spliced from 4 exons. Gene Ontology annotation, molecular function: GTP binding. Bases 1 to 1116 code for a protein of 371 amino acids. NCBI's taxonomy places the organism in Eukaryota, Fungi, Basidiomycota, Agaricomycetes, Agaricales, Pleurotaceae. The record is from RefSeq and is a predicted model, not a curated record.
AUGCGCAGCGUGAUGGGAGCCACCGGCAGCGGCAAAACCAGCUUCAUCAAUAUUGCUAGCGGGUCUUCGCUACGUGUGGGGACAGGACUUAUGUCGUGCACGGACGCUGUGCAGACGUCCAAGCCCUUUAUCCUUGAGGGUCGAACAGUUAUACUCGUAGACACGCCUGGUUUCGAUGAUACAACGAAAACCGACACCGAGGUGCUGACUAUGAUCGCUGCCUCUCUUUCUAGCAUGUAUUUGAAUAGGGUGAAGCUUUCCGGCGCGAUUUACAUGCACCGCAUCUCAGACUUUCGCAUGGGCGGCACGUCCACCCGCAAUUUUAAUAUGUUCAGGGAACUAUGUGGUGACACUGCGCUGCAGAACGUCGCCAUCGUCACGAACAUGUGGAGCGAAGUCUCCCUCGACAUCGGCGAAGCCCGUGAGGAACAGUUGAAGAGUCGGGACAUAUUCUUCAAGCCUGCUCUAGGCAAAGGGGCGCAGAUCUGGCGCCAUGACAACACUUCCACGUCGGCGCAGGCUAUCAUACACUGCAUCGCAUCCAAGGACCCUCUCGCCCUGUGCAUUCAAAGGGAGCUAGUGGACGAGCGAAAGGACAUCGCAGAGACCGCCGCUGGUGCCGAACUGGGUCGUGAGUUGCAUGAACAGGCGAUGAGAUACCAGGCAGAAAGGCGGCGGCUGCAGGACGAGCUGAAUGAAGCGUUAGAGCAGAAAGACGAAGAGGCUCGAGAAGAACUCGAGCAAGCGACCGCUCAGCUGAACAGCGAGAUGAUGCGUGUGCAAAUCGAUUCGGAAUGCAUGAUAUCCUCCUACUCUGAGGAGAAAGAAAGGCUUGAACGGCGGUUGCAAACAUCGAAAGCUGACUGCCAACAAAGCGAAGGCGAAAAUGCAGACCGCAGAAGGAGGAUUACUGAUGGGCUGAGUCGUGAAGAGGUCUCUGGCUCUGACAUGGGGAGAACGCGGUUGAUCGAAAGUUUACAUCGUCUUCAACAACAACAUGCCGAGGCCCUGGCAGCUCAGCGCCGAUCUCAACCUAAACUCUUCGUAGAAUUGAGGUUGAGAAGCCUUGGCUUCCUCUUCGGACUCAAAACUCUUGUAUCUUCCAAUUUUAGAUGA